UAAGGGUUUUGGAAUUUAUACCGUUUGAUCCUCUCUCUCUUCUUCUCGCUCGCGUAUACAUCUGAGGAAAUUGAGGAGCAGUGCAGAGACCGGCGAAGACCCAUUUGGGUCACUUGAUCUGGGUCGUUUAAAGUUUGGAACUUUAUAGGUAUCUGAGAGGAGAAUCCGAAUUUGAUCUGAUUCCGUUGAUAUGACGCGGCGGUGCUCCCAUUGCGGCCAUAACGGGCAUAACUCGCGGACAUGCCCGAACCGUGGAGUCAAGCUCUUCGGUGUCCGACUCACCGACGGGUCGAUUCGGAAGAGUGCUAGCAUGGGAAAUCUCAGCCAUUAUACCGGGUCGCUUGCUAAUGGAUCCAACUCUCCCAGUAACACCCCUGAUCACGGCUCCACUGCUGAUGGAUAUACUUCUGAGGAUUUCGUUCCCGGGUCUUCAACGAGCCGUGAAAGAAAAAAAGGUACUCCAUGGACUGAAGAUGAGCACAGGAUGUUUCUACUCGGGCUGCAGAAGCUUGGGAAAGGCGAUUGGCGUGGAAUUGCACGCAGUUAUGUCAUGUCAAGAACACCAACUCAAGUGGCCAGCCAUGCUCAGAAAUAUUUCAUCAGGCAAACAAACGUGUCUAGGAGGAAAAGGCGUUCUAGCCUGUUUGAUAUUGUGGCAGAUGAAUCACUCGAUACUCCGAUGGAGUCUCAGGACUUUUACUCAGUCAGCCAUCCCCUGGCUGAAGGACAAAAUGAAAACCCUUUGCCUCCAGUUGCUGCUGCUGCUCCCCCUCCUCCCCCUCCUUUGGAUGACAAUUGUGAGUCGAUGCAUUCUACCAAUUCCAAUGACAAUGACGAGGAACCUGCUAUUCCAAAACCAGAAGGCUCACAACCUACUUACCCAGUGAUAUAUCCUACUUAUUUCUCCCCAUUCUUCCCAUAUUCAGUUCCAUUUUGGCCAGGUUUCAGUGCAGAGCCACCUAAGACAGUGCCACAUGAGGUGCUGAAGCCAACAGCAGUCCACUCCAAGAGCCCAAUUAAUGUUGAUGAACUGAUUGGCAUGUCGAAACUUAGUCUAGGCGAGUCUAUCGGUAAUUCUGGAUCGUCCGCUUUAUCACUAAAAUUGCAUGAAGGGUCAUCUAGGCAGUCAGCUUUCCAUGCUAAUCCGGCCUCAAAUACUUCAGGCAUGAAUUCAAGCGGCAGCCCAAUCCAUGCAGUUUGAAAGGCUGCUUCUGCUGAGAUUAAGAAUACAACUUAGGUCAGUUCUUGUGAGCUCCACAGGGUACUGUUUAUAUGAGGGACUAGCAUGUAGCAUGUGCAGAGUCUUGGUUAGAAGUCAUUUAUUUGUUUGUGGAAUCAGCUUUAAUAAGGUUGUCUUAUUUUAGGGUAUUUUGUUUGUUUCAGUUAGCUUUUAGGGCUGUAUGAACUUAUUAUAAAUUAUUUGAAUUCUUAACAUUUCAGCCAUAUAAGUCU
Messenger RNA from Tripterygium wilfordii, 1452 nucleotides. RefSeq names its product transcription factor MYBS3-like. Lineage: Eukaryota; Viridiplantae; Streptophyta; Magnoliopsida; Celastrales; Celastraceae. Gene Ontology annotation, biological process: response to ethylene; response to auxin; response to gibberellin. The record is from RefSeq and is a predicted model, not a curated record. Gene Ontology annotation, molecular function: DNA binding; zinc ion binding. Bases 191 to 1201 code for a protein of 336 amino acids. The transcript is spliced from 3 exons.